This is a messenger RNA of Pangasianodon hypophthalmus (striped catfish), 3298 nucleotides long. RefSeq names its product U2 snRNP-associated SURP domain containing (gene u2surp). NCBI's taxonomy places the organism in Eukaryota, Metazoa, Chordata, Actinopteri, Siluriformes, Pangasiidae. The record is from RefSeq and is a predicted model, not a curated record. The coding region runs from base 125 to 3004 and encodes 959 amino acids. Gene Ontology annotation, molecular function: RNA binding. The transcript is spliced from 25 exons. Gene Ontology annotation, biological process: RNA processing. Gene Ontology annotation, cellular component: nucleus.
UCCUCCCUAUGAAAGUGCACUACAUGCAUGAAGGCGUCAUGUCCUCUCUACCCUAUGUAGUGCACUCCGUCUGCGGCAGGCUGUAAUUUGGGACGCGGCCAGCGCUGAGCAUCGCUGUGGGAAAAUGGCGGACAGAGCGCCAGGCGGGACGCCGAAGGCCAGCUCAAAGGCUUUGUUGGAAAGUAAACUGAAGGCCUUCAGCAUCGGGAAAAUGGCUGUGGCUAAAAGAACUCUGAGUAAAAAGGAGCAGGACGAGCUGAAGAAGAAGGAGGAUGAGAAAGCAGCUGCAGAAAUCUAUGAGGAAUUCCUCGCUGCCUUUGAGGGAGGUGAAGGUCGAGUGAAAACUUUUGUCCGAGGAGGAAUCGCCAACGCCACUAAAGAGGAAGCUGCAGCCGAUGACAAGAGAGGAAAACUUUACAAACCCAAAUCCAAAAUUCUGGAAGCAAAAACUUUUUUACCGCUGGAAACUCCUCCCCAGUUUCUCGCUUUAGACAAACGCAAUGCUUUGAAGAAAGCGGAGAAAGAGAAGAAAAAGAGCAACCUGGAGCUUUUCAAAGAAGAGCUGAAACAGAUCCAGGAGGAGCGAGAUGAACGUCACAGGAUGAAGGGACGAGUCAGUAGAUUUGAGCCUCUGCCCAAUGUGGAAGGAAGACGAUCCUUUUUAGAUGAAUCUGCUCCAGGCUCACAUGAUGUUGGAGAUCCUACAACCACAAACCUGUACCUGGGCAACAUAAACCCUCAGAUGAACGAGGAGAUGUUGUGUCAGGAGUUUGGACGCUACGGGCCGUUGGCAAGUGUGAAGAUCAUGUGGCCCAGGACUGACGAGGAGAGAGCCCGAGAGAGAAACUGUGGUUUUGUGGCCUUCAUGACGAGGAGAGAUGCAGAACGAGCGCUUAAACAUUUAAAUGGAAAAAUGAUAAUGAACUUUGAAAUGAAGCUGGGAUGGGGCAAAGGCGUGCCAAUUCCCCCCCACCCCAUCUACAUCCCUCCAUCCAUGAUGGAGCACACGCUCCCUCCUCCACCCUCUGGUCUGCCCUUCAACGCUCAGCCCAAAGAGAGGCUGAAGAACCCCAACGCUCCCAUGCCCCCCCCUCCCAAGAACAAAGAAGAGUUCGAGAAGACUCUGUCGCAAGCCAUAGUCAAAGUGGUUAUCCCAACAGAAAGGAAUUUACUCUCUCUAAUCCACCGGAUGAUCGAGUUUGUGGUGCGUGAAGGUCCUAUGUUUGAGGCCAUGAUCAUGAACAGAGAAAUUAACAACCCCUUGUACAGGUUUUUAUUUGAGAAUCAGAGCCCAGCUCACGUGUAUUAUCGUUGGAAGUUGUACUCCAUCCUGCAGGCAAAUUCUCCGACUAAAUGGAGGACAGAGGACUUCAGGUUGUUUAAGAACGGCUCAUUGUGGCGACCGCCUCCUCUGAACCCGUACCUGCACGGCGCACCUCAGGAGGAGGAGAACGAGGAAGAUGAGGAGGAAGAAGGGAUCAAGAAAGGAUCUUUGAAAGACGACGAGAGAGAUAAACUAGAGGAGAUUUUGCGAGGUCUCACCCCCAGGAGGAGUGACAUUGCAGAGGCCAUGCUGUUCUGUCUCACUCACGCUGACGCUGCAGAGGAGAUUGUCGAGUGCAUCACAGAGUCUCUGUCCAUCCUGAAAACACCGCUUCCUAAAAAAAUUGCGAGGUUAUAUUUGGUCUCUGAUGUGUUGUAUAACUCCUCGGCUAAAGUCUCUAACGCCUCCUAUUAUCGGAAAUUCUUUGAGAAUAAAUUGUGUCAGAUAUUCUCUGAUCUCAACGCCACCUUUAAGACGAUACAGGGCCACUUACAGUCUGAGAAUUUUAAGCAAAGAGUGAUGUCGUGUUUCCGAGCGUGGGAGGAGUGGGCUGUGUAUCCUGAUCCGUUCCUCAUCAAACUCCAGAACAUUUUCCUGGGACUCGUCAGUCUCGAUCCAGAAAAGGAGACAGAAGUGCCUGAGCCCACUGAACAGGCUGACGAUUUGGAUGGUGCCCCCAUCGUGGAAGAGGAGUUGGAUGGAGCUCCUUUAGAGGAUGUUGAUGGUACACCAAUCGAUGGAGCUCCACUAGAUGGCGCUGUGCUCGAGGACCUGGAUGGCGUUCCAAUAAAAGGAUCAGAGGAAGAACUGGACGGCCUUCCUCUGGACGGGCCGAAACCUGGGUUUAAAAUGGCUCCCUCUAAGUGGGAGGAAGUGGACGGAGCUGCUCUCGAGGCUCAGGCUGUAACUACGUCAAAGUGGGAAAUCUUUGAUUUGCCUGAAGAGUCUGAGAAAAGUGAUGAGAGCAGGAAUACACAUGAGGCUGAUGUGAAGGAGACUGUGAAGAGUUCCUCGUCAGAACCACAGUCUCACGCCCAGCCUGCUAAAGAGGAGCAUCAGGACUCUAAGUCGGCCAAACUCUCAGAGAUGAGUGAAGAGAAACGCGCUAAACUGCGGGAGAUUGAGCUCAAAGUGAUGAAGUUUCAGGAUGAGCUGGAAUCCGGAAAACGGCCCAAAAAAUCUGGCCAGAGCAUUCAGGAGCAGGUGGAGCUCUACAGGGACAAACUACUGCAGAGGGAAAAGGAAAAAGAAGUGGAGAAAGAUAAAGAGAAGGAAAAAGAGAAAAAGGACAAAGACAAAUCUGACGUAACUCAUAAAGAGAAGGAAAAAGAGGACUCAUCGUCCAACAGAAAGGAAAAGAAGCGCAGACACAGUCCGUCUCCCAGUCCAAGUCGCAGCAGCAGCAGCAGCGCACGUCGUGUCCGAUCUCCAUCACCGCGCUCUGAGCGCUCCGACCGCUCCGACCGCACUCACACCAAGGACAGCUCACGCUCCACCUACAGAGACUCGCCCAGAGACAGCAGCCGAAAAUCCUCCAAACGAUCGCCCUCUCCCUCCGCCACACCCAAACGCUCCCGCAGGUCCAGAUCACGAACACCCAAAAAAUCCUCCAAGAAAUCCCGUUCCCGUUCCCGGUCACCACACCGCUCACACAAAAAAUCCAAAAAGAGCAAACACUGAGAAAUGUCGUCGUAUCUUCUGUGCCUCAGUUUCAUCUCAUCAGUGCGUGUAGGAAGCAUCCACGUUUCUCCUCUUCCUCCGUGAGGUUCAGUUCCACAUGCACGCCUGCGGUUCCGUGUGAUCAGGGCUCUGCACUGGGCUUUAUACCAGCGAGCUCUGCUCAAGUGCUCUCAGAACAAUGUGGUAUUUUUGCUCGUGGUUUUUAGGUCCCUGUAAAAAUGACGUAAAUUAAAAUAGUGUAUGUUUCAGUUGUAUAGAUGUUUUGAUUUUCAAUAAAGACACGGCGUAUGUGAA